Messenger RNA from Acyrthosiphon pisum (pea aphid), 551 nucleotides. RefSeq lists its product as uncharacterized. Lineage: Eukaryota; Metazoa; Arthropoda; Insecta; Hemiptera; Aphididae. The transcript has 3 exons. The annotation marks the transcript as partial. The record is from RefSeq and is a predicted model, not a curated record.
GUUAUAAUUUAAUUUUGAAGGAAACAGAGGAGAUUGGCUAGAACUCGCCGAAUGGUUCGUCGAACGAGGGGCUAAAAGAAUUAUGAUCGUAGUCAAAAAGUGUUCAAUGUCAUCGACUGUUUGUAGGAGAUUUGAUAAACUCAUCUCCCGAAACGUAUCAAUACAAAUCGAAUCAGAUUUACACCUAAAAACUAAAGAGGAGUCGCUUAACUGGUUAAAUUAUUUAACAUCAUCUAAAGAGUUAGGUGCAUUAUUUAUAGUGAAUCAGUUUAACGAUAGUAAAAUAAGUAAUCUACGAUAUUCUUUCGAAAAGCUUAAGAGUAAAAUAGCUGCUGCUCCAUUUAUAUGUAUAUUAAGUAAAGCAGAACAUAUUUGUGCCGAGCUUAAAUCUAUAGGUUUUAAUGCAUUAAACAUAUCAUGGGACGGGCUGUCUACAGAACCAAAAAACACAGAAACAAUUUUGGCGUCUAUAGAUUUUCUUCUACAAAAUUCAAAUACUUCAGAGUCAUAUUCAUUUAUAUGCUCUAAGGAAAACAACAAUACAUCAAAAU